GGGAGCCCCUGUCGCCCGAUCGGGCCGGGGACUCCCGGAUCCCGCCCAUACCUGAGCCAGGCACGGCCGCGGGCUUCACGCCGGCGCAGCGGUCAGUCCUCGCUUUGCAGGCAGAGAAACUGAGGCCCGGGGCAGCCGGGGCGGGGCCGGCCCCCUGCGAGUCCGAGCCCCCGCCCCCGGUCGGCCCCGCCCCGGCCCGUAAGAGGUCCCCUGGCCGCCAGGCGAAAGCUCACAGCACGGAGCCGGGGCCGGGGCCAGGACCGCGAUGGCAGCUCAGCGGCUGGGCAAGCGGGUGCUGAGCAAGCUGCAGGCUUCAUCGCGGGCCCGGGGACCGGGAGGCAGCCCCGGGGGGCUGCAGAAGCGACACGCGCGUGUCACCGUCAAGUAUGACCGGCGGGAGCUGCAGCGGCGGCUGGACGUGGAGAAGUGGAUCGACGGGCGCUUGGAGGAGCUCUAUUGCGGCAGGGAGGCAGACAUGCCCGAUGAGGUCAACAUUGAUGAAUUGUUGGAAUUAGAGAGUGAAGAGGAGAGAAGCCGGAAAAUCCAGGGACUCCUAAAGUCGUGCACAAACCCCACAGAGGACUUCGUCCAGGAGCUGCUGGUGAAGCUGCGAGGCCUCCACAAGCAGCCAGGCCUCCGCCAGCCCAGCCCCUCCGGUGACGGCAGCCUGAGCCCCCUCCAGGACCGAGCCUGGACUGCGCGGCCCUGACCCUCUCUGGCCUCUGUGACCCCCCUCCAUCUCCCCCCAACGCCAUCCUGGCUUGUUUAUAAGGUGUAUUUAAUGGUUCUGUAACAAUAACACUGCGUGCCUGUUUUUCUUCUCCCUGGUUACUGUGGGCUUCCCUGAGCUCCUCCCCGCACCUCCCUCUCUCCUGCUGCGUCUCCUCAUGUCCCAGCACCCUCAGCUGGCCCGGGCAGAUGGAGAAUCAUUCCUCAGCCGGGGAGCAUGAGAACAGGCCCUGCUGACCUUGCAGGCCUGGGACUCACAUCCUCGCCUCACCUCCCCCAGCCUUGGCCCAGUCCCAGCCAGCAGGGCCUCAGUGUGUGGGUGGCACAGGAGGGCUCCUGUAGGGAGGACCGCCUGUGGUCCCUGGGCCACAGGAGAUGCACAGGACUGAAUGUACCUGAUGUGACCACAGUGCACUGGGAACAAACCAUUCAUCCUCUCCAUAGAUUUUAUUGGGCACCUAUUGUAUGAUUACCCUGGCCAUUAGUAUUGAGGACACAAAGAUAGCAGAAGAUAGUCUCUGGCGUCAAGGUGCUCACACAGUGGUGGGGAGGAAGGGCCUGUGAGCAGGGGAUUCGAGCAAAGUGUGCUGCAUGGUCCAAGAUACUUGGGAGCCCACGGAGUAGGAGGAGCUGUUCACUCUUGGGGUGGUGAAGAAAUCUAGGAGUGCUUCCUGAAGAAAGUGACAUUUAGGCAGGGCUUUGAAGGAUGCAUAGGAGUUUGUGUGAAAUGGGUACCCAUAUCAGAGGACUCUGAACUGGUGGGAGGAGGGAUUGAUAUUGGGGCUGAGCCAGGGAAGAUACCAAAUAUUGGCAGGCCCAUCUACCAGUCAGGAUGGGCAAGUCCCUCAGAGCUGGAUCAGGGAAGCCCCCUGGGCUGGGGCAUGCUCAUGCUGGGGAAUGGAGGGCCCUGAAGGGUCUCAGGGGAAGGGCAAGGGUAUCAGAAGUGGGUAGUGGUUAUUUACUAAAGACUGUGGAAGUGCUUCAUUAUUUCAACAACAGUAGUCCCAGCUGUGUACAGUCAGGAGAUGGGGUGGGAUUGUGGCUGUGCUUAGGACUGGGGCCAGGCCGGAACUGGGGAAUCUUCCCCCAAGGUCAUAGCACACCUCCCAUCUCACCUCUACUGCCUAAAAUUGGGGCCCCGAGCCCCAUGCCCAUGCAGUGCUGCCCAGAAGCCCUGCCAGGAUCAGACACCCAUCCCAGGGGUCCCAGCUCUAAUCUGGCAGGAAGAGAAGCCGACCCUGAAGAAGAGGGGUAUCUAGGAGCAUCUGCUCUGUUGAGCCCUUCAGGUGACCUUGCUGUCCCUGUACAGACAGACCUCAGGCUUCCAGUGCCCCCUCCCCUCCACACAACUGGAUAGAGAGUGUAAUGGAGGAAUCCCUCCUCCUCGUACCCAAGCAAAGUCUUGGGUGUGCCGUGUGUUGAGCCUCUCAGUUUCCUCAUCUGGAAAAUGGGGACUUCACAGAAGAUGAAACUGAGGCCCAGAUUAGUGAUGACACUUGCCCAAAAUCACUCAGCUGGGAAGUGGCAGUGGGUUUUAAUCACAGGCAUUAUGAUUCCAGAACCCAAAUAUUUCUACACUACAGUGCCCCUAUAAGCCAUAGCUUUAGCAUACAUUGCAAUUCUUCAGUGGCAAGAAGAGGUGGACUAAUUCAUACUAAGGUGUUAGUGACUGCUGACAGCUCUCUGAGAUAGCCUGUCUAAAGGGCAAUACAAUUUGAGAACAAGGCUACAACAAAAGGAUCGGGAAGCAGCAUACCAUGGUGGGUAAGAGCAUGGACUCCGGGGUUAGUGCUUGGAUUCAAAUGCCAUCUGUCUUACUUCCUAGCUGUGUGGUCUUGAGCAAGUCACUUAACCUCUCUGUGCCUCAAGUUUCCAUAUCUGGAAAAUGAUUAUAAUUGUACCUACUUCCCAGGGUGGUUGUGAGGUUUAAAUGCAUAGAUUGUAGACUAGUGCCGGGCACAAAGUAAGCGUUAUCGUCAACCUUAUCAUUGUAGGGAGGGGCUGGACCAUUAGCCCCUUACAGCCGCCAUCCCUGGCCAGCAAGAUGUCCCUUAGGAACACUGAAUCACAGGCGCUUUGCUUAGGAAAAGCCACAAAGGACACGGUGUACCCGAGCCACCACCCUUGCAUAAUUGCCACACUCACCUCCUCACGCUGCCUCCCAGGGCCUGUGAUCUUGUUUCCCACUUAGCAGCCCAAUAAUGCUUUUUCUCACUCACUUUACUUUUUAUUUAUCUAUUUUUUGGCUGUGCUGCACGGCUCGCAGGAUCUUAGUUCCCCCAACCAGGGGUCGAACCCACGGCCCCUGCAGUGAAAGCGCAGAGUACUCACCACUAGACCACCAGGGAAGGCCCUCUCACUUUUGUCUCCAUCCACCCUGCUCCCUCCACGGGCUUCCUUUGGCUUCAGAGGAGAAACCAAAGUCUCCCCCUACACGCUCCACCCGCCCACCUGUCAUCCUUCAUCCCUCUCCUCUCCCUCACCUGCACUCCCCGCCAACCCCCCUCACUCCCACGAGACUCUUCCCCUCCUGGACCCUUGGACGUUUCUCUGCCCGGAGUACUCCGCCCAAGUGAGGGAUCAUCAUUUAGAUGUAAUUCCAGACAGGUGUUCUUGAGCCCCUUAUGGAAGAAACCACCCUCUGUCACUAUCCUGUCACAAUAAUUAAUUUUCUCCACGAAUUUAUUACACCCUGAAAUUAUGCAUUACUUUAUUGUCUGUCUACCCUCCCCCCACCUUCAGAAUAUUAGCUCCUUAGGCACGGCUGUAUUCCUAACGUCCGGAGCAGCGCCUGGCACACAGCGGGUGCUUGCCCAAUAACGGGGACGCAUUCUCCGCGCACAGCAACCCUCUUCGACUAGAAGUGAAGCCUUAGCGUCCUCUCGUGGCUAUGCGGGUUGUUUUAAAUAAACUACACCCCAACGGUCAGCUACUCCAGGGCUGGUCGGCCGGCAUUUAUUUAAGAGCUGGCUUCAGAAGUCGCUACAGCAAAGCACUCGCCCGUCUUAGAUCAACACCAGAGACUCUGCUAAUCAGAAUGAUAAACAUUAGAAAUGGUGUCGCAUUGAUGAUAUGACUGGUAUUCACAACUGGCUAAAACGUUUUAGAAAUACUUCAUAAUAAAUAAAGAGGGCAGGAAGGCUCUUCACGAAGGGUGUAUCAUGGUUGCUAUAAGCCUACGAGUAUCCAUAUCAUUUCACUAAUACUGUAAUAACCAAUUAAAACAUCAUUUUAAAAGCUUGUUCCCAGGCUUCAACACCAAAAAACAAAAAACAAAACAAACAAAAAACUUGUGCGGUUCUCAAUAGCUACAAAAACUAUAGUUUAUCUAACAACUUAAUCAAAGAUAUAUAAGGCCUUGAUUGAAAAAACAUUAAUAUGCCAAUAAAGUAUAUAGAAGAUAAUUUGGAAAAAUGAGACCAUCCAUGCCUUUGCAUAAGAUAUCUUAAUAUUAUCCACAUGUAAGUUCUCUCCAAGUUAGCCAAUAAAU
Molecule: messenger RNA, 4219 nt
Organism: Globicephala melas (long-finned pilot whale)
Lineage: Eukaryota; Metazoa; Chordata; Mammalia; Artiodactyla; Delphinidae
Gene: PPP1R14A
Product: protein phosphatase 1 regulatory inhibitor subunit 14A
Biological process (GO): regulation of phosphorylation
Cellular component (GO): cytoplasm
Molecular function (GO): protein serine/threonine phosphatase inhibitor activity
Source: RefSeq, a predicted model, not a curated record